AAGAAAAAGAAAUAAAGAUGGCAGUGCAUAGCUUCAACUCUGCAAAUACCAAUAUGUACUUCAGAAGCAGAUGUUGAAGUCUUUUACAGGGAUUUUCAUGUCAAUCUUUUUACGGUUUCCUCAGCCGUCCGAUUCCCACAACUCAAGAAGAUUUUGGUUUUCUGUUGGCCUCUAAUAACCUUAGAAAUGUCUUUCUUUCUUGAUGUCUUGCGAUCGAUUUUUGGCGGGAAAAACGACAAAGAUGUUCAAGAAGCUACUAGUACAAAUCGGAAGAUCAACUCUCAGAGUAACCUAUCAGAUACACAGACCGGGUAUGGAAGCUGUCGUUCAUUUUAUUCAAGCAACGGCCAAUACGAUCCGCAGUUUACACCCACAUCGGUCACUCGGGUUCACACCAGUAGAGGGAUUGGUAACACUAACAAUAAAUCCCCAUCUUUUGUUUCUCAAUGCAAGGCCUCAAACCCUCUAAUCACUAAACCAAGCGAGCAAGGUUUAAAACGAAAUUCGUCUCAACCAUCUUCAUCUUCCACUAAACCAUCCUCAUCUUUGUCUAAGCCCUCUGCUUAUUCCUCCAAACAAUCGCCAUCUUUGUCUGGGUCUGGACUACACCAAUCACUCCCCGAACCAACUCUAACAUCAUCCUCAAUUUCUUCAGAGACAAUUUCAUCUUCAUUGAAACCCCCUCCACCAUCCACCAAGACAAGUAUAUCUCUGGCUUCGCCUAAUCCGAAUAAUCAACAAACAAAGUCCAAUUUCUUUUGGGAAGAAAAGGGUGCAUCCCAGUCAACUUCUCUGGGGACACCUUCCAUGAAACCCCCUCCACCAUCCACCAGGCCAACUCUGUCCCUGGAUUCGUCUAAUCUGAAUAAUCAGCAGACAAUGUCCAACUACUUUUGGGAAGAAAAGGGUGCAUCCCUGUUAACUUCUUCGGAGACACCUUCAUCUCCCUGGAAACCACCUCCACCAUCCACCAAGCCAACUCUGUCUCCGGCUUCGUCUAAUCCGAAUAAUCAACAGACAAAGACCAACUCCUUUUGGGUCGAAAAGGGUGCAUCGUCUUCAACUUCUUCGGAGACACCUUCAUCUUCCUUGAAACCCCCUCCACUAUCCACCAAGCCAACUCUGUCUCCGGUUUCGCCUAAUCAGAAUAAUCAGCAGACAAAGACCAACUACUUUUGGGAAGAAAAGGGUGCAUCCCUGUUAACUUCUUCGGGGACACCUUCAUCUCCCUUGAAACCACCCCCACCAUCCACCAAGCCAACUCUGUCUCCGGCUUCGCCUAAUCCGAAUAAUCAACAGACAAAGACCAAUUCCUUUUGGGUCGAAAAGGGUGCAUCGCCUUCAACUUCUUCGGAGACACCUUCGUCUUCCUUGAAACCCCCUCCACUAUCCACCAAGCCAACUCUGUCUCCGGCUUUGCCUAAUCAGAAUAAUCAGCAGACAAAGGCCAAUUACAUUUGGGUUGAAAAGGGUGCAUCGCCUUCAACUUAUUCGGGGACACCUUCAUCUCCCUUGAAACCCCCUCCACUAUCCACCAAGCCAACUCUGUCUCUGGCUUCGCCUAAUCAGAAUAAUCAGCAGACCAAUUACAUUUGGGUUGAAAAGGGUGCAUCGCGGAUUGAUGUGAUUCCUGAGGACAUCAAAUGUUUGAUUGAGGAUGACAUUGUGCCUGGAAUUCUCGAGAAGCCUUUGUCUGCAUCCACAUACAAGGAUUACUUCAAUGCUCUGCUUUAUGCUGAGGACUACUACUUUGAGAAAUGGGACGGAUUCGAGAUGGAGAAUGUGACUCUGAAAUUGGACAAAGCAUCAAUUUAUACUAAGAAAGGCAACCACAACGACUUGAAUAAGUUUGAUGAGAAGGAUGAUAAAGUCUUCAUAGCGUUUGAGAUUGACUCCAUUCCUGAGAGGCGGCCAUUCCUUUUAUCUAGGGACUUUGCCUCUGUGAGGCCUUCAGGCAGCAAAGUCAAGCCAUUUCAGGGUAUUAUCUAUCGUGUGGUGAAGAGUAAUCGAGUAUUAGUUGAAUUUGAAGAAGAUUUUCAUUCACAGCAUGACUCAGCCUGCAAAUAUGAUGUGAGUUUCUCCUUCAACAGGGUCUGUUUAAAACGGGCUUACCAAGCAAUUGCAGCUGCAUCAGAUCCUUUGUUCCAGAACUUCCUCUUCCCUACUGUACCUAGAAAGAGCUCAUAUGCAGUUCAAGUUCUUCCUAUCAAUCACAUGCUUGACAGGGAGCAACUUUCUGCCGUUCAGCAGAUUUUAAGCUUUGACGCCACCCCACCUUAUCUAGUGGAGGGCUCGCUUUUUGUAGCUGGUUCAGAACAAUUAUCAAGAACUGGAAUGGUUGUUCAAGAAGCUGUAAUCCAAAUUUAUAGAACAUUCCCAUCUUGUCGGAUUCUUAUAUGUGCGCCUAUAAAUAGGACAUGUGAUGUGCUUAUGAGAGGCUUGAAGAAGGAGAUUCCAGAGUCUAAUAUGUUCAGAGCCAAUGCUGCAUUCCGAGAGUUGGAUGGAGUACCUUAUGACAUCCUCCCCUCCUGUCUCUACAAAGGGGAGUGUUUUUCUUGUCCUUCGCUUCAGGAGCUCCGGAAAUUCAAGGUGAUUCUAUCCACUUUCAUGAGUAGCUUUCGGCUGCACAAUGAAGGCAUUGUGGCUGGACAUUUUAGUCAUAUUUUUCUGGUGGAUGCCUCCUUUGCCACCGAACCAGAGACUAUGGUAGCUCUAGCUAAUCUGGCAAAUGAGAAGACUGCUGUCGUAAUAACUGGUGCACAGGGGAAUCAUUCACGUUGGAUCCGCUCGAAUAUUGCCAGGAAAAAUGGUGGUUUAAGGACUUCGUACUUUGAGAGGCUCUGUGGGAGCAUGCCGUACAAGAGUCUCGAUCCCAAGUUAAUAACACGACUGUAAGACACAAAACCAGAUGAUUCUGAUACCUUUAUGACAUUUUAGGUUCUGGAGUCCUUGCUAGCAAGCUACUCUGAACAAAAGAUGUGUUACUGGUAUAUCCUGUUAUCAGUCUCUUUAAGUUAUUAGCUUCUUGUGUUCUUCUGUAUACUGGAUUUCUGAUUUGCUCCAUCCCAUAUUAUUAUAGUUCGUGUUUAAAUAUAAUACUAUAUAGUAUUUAAUUA
Molecule: messenger RNA, 3116 nt
Organism: Cornus florida
Lineage: Eukaryota; Viridiplantae; Streptophyta; Magnoliopsida; Cornales; Cornaceae
Exons: 5
Coding region: 187-2895 (902 amino acids)
Source: RefSeq, a predicted model, not a curated record